AUGAUGCAAGCAGCAUUGCUGGAAGGCAUCCUUUUCAGCUCAGAGGCUCUCCCGCUGGUGGGCGACACAGAACGAGUGCAGUCCUACUCGAAUGCUUUGCAGGCCUUAGGCAAUACGCUUGAGACGCAUAAAGAAUGGUCGCUGAUGGGCAGCUUCAUCACUGAAUGCCCACCUGGAUCCGCACACAAUUCUUGCGCGGAAUAUAGGAAACGCAUCGAUGGUGCCGUGAUCCUGGGGCUGGUGCAUGGGAGGACAAUGGUGCCGACCAAUGCGUCGCUUUCAUCUGCUCCUUUACCCACAGAUGUGCUUGUGGCGAACACCAUCAGGGCCUACAACAAGGAAUUUUGUUCCCUCUACGCGCUGAACCAAGAAGAGUCAGGGAAUGGUCGGCCCGGCAUCCUCUACGGGCGCUACGCCGCUGACAAGUAUGGCGGAGAGGACGGAGGCAAUCCGUGGGUCUUGAUCACUGCUGCAUUGGCAAACCUUCUUUAUCAGGCUGCCUCGCAGGUCUCCCACACUGCGCUGAAUCUUGAGGAGCGUGCAGCCUGGAAGAUUGCGCUGAAUGACGUGGGCUUCUCCGGAGAAGCUAAUGACUUCAUCGCAGCAGGAGACUCUGUCCUUGUGCGACUUCGAGAACACAUUUCUGCCGAGGAUGACAUGCACCUUUUUGAGCAGAUCCAUCGUGACACUGGGCUUCAGUACAAUGCGAAGGAUCUGACAUGGAGCUACGCAGAGGUUUUGAAUGCCUUGGUAGCGCGUAAGAUGGCCACGAAAGCAUCCUUCAAGAUGUUUGUGGUCUAA
Durusdinium trenchii is the source of this 801-nucleotide messenger RNA. NCBI's taxonomy places the organism in Eukaryota, Dinophyceae, Suessiales, Symbiodiniaceae. The record is from the annotation of a GenBank genome assembly.